UGAGUGGAGUUUUUUGUUUGUCUGUCUUGUCUUUUGUUUGUCCCUGUGUGUGUUUUAUAUUGUGUAUCAUGUCUGAUCCUGAGUUGGACUGUCUCCUGAAGGAGAUGAGUGACGUUGUCGAUGAGGCUGAACAUCAGGCUCACCUCCAAAACCUCCAACAGCUCAUUAGCCAGUCAGCAGAACCAUCCACCAGUCAUCCAUCAAACAGCAAGCAAGACGUUAGGUGGAAUAAGAGGGACAGUGAUGGAAACAUUAUUUACGGCAGGCCCAGAUCAUCCCGCAAACAAGCAGGUCCCAGUCACAGCCAGAGUCGGAAGACUGGUGUCUCUAAUGUCAGGGCUCCGGACACCAGUGGGGAAGUGACCAGUGACUUUCCUUCUGUUACUGCGGAGUCCUUCCUUCAAGAGCUUAAACGCUCACUGGGUGAGGACAUACAUGAGGAUGAAACGCCACCUCAAGCCUCAACAGACUGGUCGACCCGAAAGAGCCUCAUAUCAGGGUGGUGGGAGAAAGAGAGACCCCGUCUGGUCAACACCAUGGUGGCUGGACAACAUGCGGCAACUCGGAUCUGCCAACACUGUGGAAACGGUCCAGCCGUUAUCCGUUGUUGUGACUGCCGACCACACCCAUUCCUCUGUGGCCAGUGUGAUGUCAGGGUCCACCGAGGUCAAGUGUUCCACAACAGGGAUUCAAUGACACAUGGAUUUUUUCAUCCAUUGCCUCCCACAACUUGUGUUGUGGAGAGGUCGAUGAAGCCGUCAAAGCGUCUUGUACCUUUGGAGAUGCCAGAGACAAUAUGUGGUUGUCUACGAGGAUCGUCCACUGUCAACGCAGGACAGUCCAUAGUUGUGGUUACAAUGAAUGGGCGAUAUGAUCUCAGAUUGCCUCAGACCAGAUGCAAGGCAUGUGAAGCCACUUGGAGUCCUGGAGUGGAUGACCUGAUCCGCAAUGACUACUGGCCUGCCACUUCUCACCAUUCAACAGUGUACGCAACAGAUGUCCUUUUUUCUUUUGAAGAGCUGAAGAUGGCAGCACCAGGGCUGUCUAGCCAAGCAUUUCUUAGAAUGCUGGAUCAACGUACUGUUCGCUUUGGCCGUAGCGGAAACAUCACAGCAGACAGCUUCCGUAAAAGCUUCUUCGAGUGGGAGGCUGUCCGAUUUGAAGUGGACAAAUUAUGCCUGGUGGACCACUUUGACUGCCCAGCAUGCAGCCCAGACAUGCUUGCAGUAUCUGUUGAUGGAAACCGCAAGCACUACAGAUUCAAGAGUGCAGCAAGAUCGGAGGAACAAGCCAUCUUUGAUGGCGUGUUCAUCGCGAAUGAUGACGACGUUGGAAGAUUUGUUGACUACGUCCAUACCUCAACCAGUCAUGUCUCUGGAAGAGGUGUCUGUGGAGGGCAGUGGUCAGCUGCGCGUGAAACAUCUCAGAAGUCGUCAGGAAAAACAGAUGAGGAGGGCCUGGAACUUGCGUGUGCCGUCAUGGGGUUCUCCGUUACGUUCCCCUCAAUAUGUUCAGGGGAGAUUUUUGCCUACCCCUGUACCUCCAAAAGCAAAUGGCCUGUAAGCCAGUGA
Molecule: messenger RNA, 1571 nt
Organism: Perca fluviatilis (European perch)
Lineage: Eukaryota; Metazoa; Chordata; Actinopteri; Perciformes; Percidae
Exons: 9
Coding region: 69-1571 (500 amino acids)
Source: RefSeq, a predicted model, not a curated record